GUCAAAAGAAUUUCCCCAGUCUCACAAUACGGCGGGGGGCUGCGGCUUAGUGUCCUCCCCCCUCCCUGAAAAGCACUGCACCGUCUAAAGACUGGAAGUUAGGCCUGGGUGCAAACGGGAUCACCCUUCUUCAAGUUCCUCUUCCUCGGUUGUCUGUCGGCACCCCGGCCCAGUGGAAUUUCGGUGGCGGUGUCUCCGGUGUAGAAGGUGGCCCGGGGAGCGGCGGCGGAGACGAAGAUGCUGAGAUAGUGGUGUGCGGCUGCCCCUGUUGUGGUUGACCAUUCAGUUCAGACCGGGCAGUAUACGAAUGGCCCAGGCAAACCAGCAGAUUGACACCCAGGUUUUGCACGACCUGCGCCUGAAGUUUCCCGAAGUCCCAGAUAGCGUCGUGUCCCAGUGUGUUUUACAGAACAACAACAAUUUGGACGCCUGUUGUGAGUACCUGUCUCAGGUUAGUCCGGGGUUCUUGUACGGCGAAGAGAACCUCAGCUUCUCUGACGAGCCCGGCUUGUCACGCCUGCGGAAUCACAUGACCCAGCUGAACUUGGGCCAGCAGUCUCAGAAUGCCCAUGGUGCUUUGCAGCGUGACAGCGCGAGGAUGAACGGCAGCAGGACCCUGUCUCAUAGCUUGAGUGACGGGCCUAUGAACGCCCCUCAACACAGCGACUUCUACCAGUCUGAACCCCAGUCUGCUCCCGCCAACGUGGCCGCCAGCCUCAAUGUGUUUGGCGUGAUGGAGCCCACCCGAAAACCCCAGCCGCCCCAGCACCUGGGGCUCUACCAGCUAGGGGGCAAAGGUCACCAUGCCCAGACCCCCCGAUUUAACCCCAUCACGGUCACCCUGGCACCCAACAUCCAGACGGGCCGUAACACGCCGACCUCCCUCCACAUCCACGGCGGGCCUCAAUCAGGUUUGAACAGUCCCAACUCCAUCUACAUACGACCUUACGUUUCCCAGUCGGGCUCCACACGCCAGUCACAGCAAUCCCAGCAGUCCCAGCAGCUACAACAGUCGGGCCGUGCCCAGUACAGCCCCACAUCCCAGCCCACGCAGCAGAUUUACCAGAUCUCCCACCAGACAAGCCACGCGUCCCAGCCCCAGGGCCACCAGACCUCCCAUGUCUACAUGCCCAUCAGCUCACCCACCAACCCCCAACCGCCGUCGGUCAUCGGAUCCGCCCAGGUCUCGUCCUCCUCCACCUCAUCUUCCUCGUCUUCGUCAGGGCCCAUGUCCUCCUACAGUCAGUACAACAUACAGAACAUCUCCACGGGUCCGCGCAAGAACCAGAUCGAGAUUAAGCUGGAAUCCCCUCAGAGGGGGGGCCCGGCUGGAGCCACGGCACUGAUCCGGCCCGGGACGGCACCGCGUUCUUCCUCCUGCACCUCUGCCUCUUCUUCCUGCCCUUCGUCUUCUUUAUCUUCCUCUAUGGCAGCUCUGGGUGGCCCGUCCACCCCACUUUCGAUUGGUGGUCCUGGCCUGAGUCGUAGUCAACCCACCGUCUACAUCUCGGCCAGCCCACCUUCUGCCGCCACCAUCACUCCGUCGGACGAGAGCGCCGCCCUCCCUCCGUCCUCUCGUUCGCAGCCCAAGUUUUACAUCUCCGCCAAUGCGUCCGGAGAUGAUGGGAGCGGGAGGAACCCGCCCACCGUUUACAUCUCAGCCAAUCCACAACACCAGGGAUCAGCUGGGGCCCGGGGCCAAGUCAGCAUGGGCCCUGCCUACAUCCACCAUCACCCGCCCAAAUCUCGCGCCUCCGUCGGCGGGGCCGGCGGAGGGGGGACGGCCACCUCCCCACGCGUGGUGGUGACGCAGCCCAACACCAAAUACACUUUCAAAAUCACGGUGUCCCCAAACAAACCCCCCGCUGUAUCGCCCGGCGUGGUCUCGCCCACCUUCGAACCCACCAACCUCCUCGGACUGCCUGCAGAGCACCAUUUUGCGGAACCAGACCCGCAUCACUUGUCAGACCCGCUUUCCCCUCACCGAGAGAGGCCCAGCGAAGCGCGACGACUCAGCAUGGGCGCAGAUGACGCCGCCUACACACAAGCUCUGCUGGUCCAUCAGAAGGCCCGUAUGGAGCGUCUAUGGCGUGAGCUAGAGCAGAAGAAGCAGAAGCUGGAGAAACUAAAAGAGGAAGUGAAUGAAAUGGAGAAUGACCUGACACGCAGACGCAUGCAGAGAUCCAACUCCGUGGCCCAGAUCCCCUCUAUUGAGGAAAUGCAGCAGCUGAGGUGUAAAAACAGAUUACUGCAGAUCGACAUUGACUGCUUAACCAAAGAGAUUGAUCUCCUUCAAACACGAGGACCACACUUCAAUCCUAGUGCCAUUCAUAACUUCUAUGACAACCUUGGAUUCCUAGGUCCUGUCCCGCCCAAGCCACCUAAAGGCCCAGAACACACUGGUUCUUUAGACAGGAGAAGACGAAAGAUUAACGUCAGCUCUAAACUAAAGAGAGACCCCUCUCUACCUGUGCCUCCUACUCUACCCAUGGAGGGAAGCGGGAAGAGGGCAGAGCAAGAGGAGGACGAGGGUACUCAGUGGAACUGUACAGCCUGCACCUUCCUCAACCACCCGGCCCUAAACCGCUGUGAACAAUGCGAUUUCCCCCGUCGUUUCUGAGCCCGGGUACCUGCCCCCACCGCCUCCCCCAGUGCUCACCUCCCUCACCAGACACGCAUCUGCUUUUCUUUUCACAGGAGACACUCAUGGACAGGGUGGUUUUUUUAGUAUUUUUCUGUCUUUCUUUCAAGCCC
Messenger RNA from Chanos chanos (milkfish), 2754 nucleotides. It is a transcript of the gene tab2, whose product is annotated as TGF-beta activated kinase 1 (MAP3K7) binding protein 2. Gene Ontology annotation, biological process: positive regulation of protein kinase activity; positive regulation of canonical NF-kappaB signal transduction. Bases 308 to 2620 code for a protein of 770 amino acids. Lineage: Eukaryota; Metazoa; Chordata; Actinopteri; Gonorynchiformes; Chanidae. Gene Ontology annotation, molecular function: K63-linked polyubiquitin modification-dependent protein binding; ubiquitin binding. The transcript is spliced from 8 exons. The record is from RefSeq and is a predicted model, not a curated record.